AUGACAUCAUCCAGGACUUGGCUUGUCACUGGUGCAUCAUCUGGUCUUGGAGCCGCAGUGGCCGAGGCGGCUCUCCAAGCCGGACACAAUGUCAUUGCCACGGCUCGCAACUGCAUCAAAGCAGCCGAAGCCAACCCACGGAUCUCAAAGCUUGGAGGCAUCUGGAUUGAGCUCGACGUGAGAAGCCCCAACACCACCAAUCUAGUGGAGGACGCAAUCAACAAGGCUGGCGGCGUUAUUGACGUGAUUGUCAACAACGCCGGGUACUCGCUGCUUGGCAGUAUCGAGGACAUGAGUGAGAACGAGAUCGAGGCCCAAUUUAGCACGAAUGUUUAUGGCCCCGUCCGUGUGUUGAAGGGAGUUCUCCCUUUCAUGCGGGCGAGAAAGUCUGGAACAGUCGUGAAUAUCAGCAGUAGUGCCGGGAUUGAUGGACUUCCCACUUGCGCGAUGUACGCCGGAACGAAAUUUGCUCUUGAAGAGAUCACAGGCAUGUCUGAAAGCCUUUCACGAGAACUGGAACCGUUUGGCAUUCGAGUGCUCGUCGUCGAGCCGGGAUCGCUCCGAACAAAUUUUUGGAGUGCCUAUGCCGAGCCUGUCGCUGGCAUGAACAAAGCAUACGCGGGGACCCCUCUAGAAAAUGUCCUUCAGGCUUUCAAAACGAACAAGGGGACACAACCAGGCGAUGCUAUCAAAUGUGCCCAGAGGAUUUUAGAAGUUGUGGACGAUACCGGAAUGGGAGUUGGAAAAGGAAGUUUGCUUCGAUUGCCACUCGGACCAGAUUGCUAUAAACGUCUCCAGAGCAAAGUUGACGCGCUUCAGAAAACCUUACUGCAGACCAAAGAGAUUGCACAUUCGACGGGCUACUGA
Molecule: messenger RNA, 867 nt
Organism: Penicillium argentinense
Lineage: Eukaryota; Fungi; Ascomycota; Eurotiomycetes; Eurotiales; Aspergillaceae
Product: SDR family oxidoreductase
Exons: 2
Coding region: 1-867 (288 amino acids)
Source: RefSeq, a predicted model, not a curated record